CCCAGUUUGUUUAUUUCACUUUCCAGCAUAUUAGAUUUAAAAACCGUGCAACAUAAAACUGAACCUUAAGUUUCGACUGAAUGCGCGACACUAGACUCUCGCCCCAUCCCGAAGAAAUGGGGGAACCGGACCCCCCCAAGUUCACAGUCAACCAGAUCCUUCUCCUGCAAAAGUUAAAGCAAAGUGGUCUCACCAAGUCGCAGAUUAUAAAAGGACUUGAUGAGAUGGAAAGAUUCGAUGAUGUGGGACUCGGGAGCCCAGGAGCAAGCGUAUCAUCAUCCACUCAGCAAGUACCGAACGGCAAUUCCCCUAGCAGUGUAGGGUCGACUAACAGUGGCAAUACAGUGACAUCAUGUGCUAACGCUGGAGCACGACGCAACAGCACAAGUCCUCAGUCGCCCCAUUUACCACAGGUAAAGACGAAUACAGUGAUUCCUCAUCCCCAGCCUAUCCCCAACCAUUUGAUGUUUGGAGCUCAUAUGCAGAAUGCAAGCCAGCUCUCGCUUAUACCGCCUGUUGCUGCGUGGCCAAAUACGUCACAAGCCGUUGCCGUAGCAACAGCAGCCAGUAUCCUGCAAAACGGUUUUGCUCACGGGAAUGUCCCUCAUUCUGUGUAUCCGAGCCUUAUCAACGGCAGAGGACUUCUUCAAAGAGGACCCGCGAUGUCGGGAACAGGGAGCACAGUCGUAGAAGUGGAUGGUGAGAAGAUUGACAUCACAGAGGAGCUUGAAGAUCUCUUCCGACGGGAUCAAGCUUCCGUUAAAGAGGACAUCCGAAAAUUUAUCAGCGAACGUCACAUUUCCCAAUCCGCAAUCGCAAAAGCGACAAGAAAUGCUAUCAGCCAAAGCUACAUCUCACAAUGGUUAGCCCAACCCCAAGAUAUCAGCGGGCAGAAGAAGAAAGCCAUGUACACUUGGUACAUCGUGGAACGUAGAAAACCACCAGGCCUUACUAACGGCAUGAGCUCGGUCCCCCCUGUAGUGUUUCGUCACAACGAGAUUGAGAAUGAUUGCAUAAGCCCUAUGAUGAUGAAGUCGAAACGAGGAGCAAGGUUCACCUGGCCAAAGGAAUGCCUGUCAAUACUUGAGAAUUAUUACAACGCAAACUCCUAUCCUGAUGAAUGUAAACGUGAGGAGAUAGCACAUGCUUGCAAUGCGAUCAUACAAAGUCAAAAACCAGGCAGCAUGCUUACAGAACUGGACAAAGUGACCACUGUUAAAGUUUAUAAUUGGUUUGCAAACCGACGCAAAGACGAUAAACGUCGUCGUCACAUAGAACACGUGGAGGCAAUGGACCAACACCAUCUCAUUAUGAGCCCUCGUCGUAACUCGGCCACUUCACCUUCCCCAUCUUGUCAUUCAAACGACAGCUCACAAGGGGUUGAAAGCAACGAACGCAACUACAGCUCAUUCCCACUACCUAUCCCCCCACAGUGCAUGGUGAUACCCAAGAAAGAAAAUCCUAUGCAGCUAGCACUUGAAAUGGCGGCUGUUAACCAUUCAAUCAUGGCGCUCGUCAACCCGCAUCAGGUCGACGAUCCGAUGCGAGAAGACGAGGAAGACGACCUUGGAGAAUCUUCCUCGGAGGAAAUCCAACGACCAGAGGAGCGUAGACCGUUUGAACGCUUACCGGACAACCGAAGCUACGCCGGCUGAGUCUUUCCAAACUCCCCGUUUAAUUCCGAUCUCUUGCGCCACCGAUGGAGCAUGCUUCGCCUUGCCCGCCGUCGAGCUGUCCCCCCCUCCUUGCCUUCAGCGCUAUUUAUGUUCAGUAUUCCAAUAUUAUUGCGAAAUACGAACCUUUAAAGUCGUCUUACGACUCGUUCCACGCCUUAGUUUCUCGCCCUGCCUUGCGCGGCGUCGGUCGCUUUUUUUCGUCCCCUAUCGGUGCUAGGGGUGUCUGUUUUCCUUAUUGCGCUCUAACCAACGUAAACUGUGCCAUUCUACAUGUCCGCUAUAAAACAGUAUACAACACAACCUAAAUGCAGGUAAUUUUCCAACUUAAGCAAACGAUAACAUUUCCUAUAGUAACCGGUUCCAAAUACCCGGCCAUCUCCACCAUAUAAAGUAUUCCUUUACCUUUUUCACCCCCAAAGCAAAGGGUUCGUUCCUUCUCUAUAUAGUACUGACUCGCCCGAGCUUGUUCGUUUUAUUCUUUCUUUCUUUUACCUUAUACGCGUCGCGGACGAGCGUUUUUUCAAAUACCCCCCAGCAGUGUUAGCUUAUUGUUCUGUCCUCUUUGCACGUCCGUAUUUCCCGUUUUCCGAGGCCCGCUAACGCAGUAAUGUUGCCCACACACAUAUAAACGGCUUCGAAUACUCCAUUUUCGUCUAACGAUUUAUAACAAUUUCUCCAUAUAAAACUACCCAAAGCUAGACUGCAACGUAACAGCACCCAGACAGCCCAAUAGCAGUGCUACCCACAACAUAUCUGUAUUCUCCACUGUUAAAAAAGACCCCAGCGCUUGACUUUUCACGAGGCUUCUCCGCCACUGCCAAGUGCUUUUUUGGUAUUCUGACUGCUCCCGCUGGGUCACGAACCCGGAACUCCUGUUCCUGCAAACCAGUUUCACGUUCAGUAUUGUGUCCGCCUUUUUUAUCGCACUUACAGAACUUAAAUUUCGGCAAUAACGUGUGUAAAUAUUGUUCCUAUCCUUAUACACGCUGUGGACUUUGCAGCGCUGGCGUUUUAUUUUAUUUUAUUCUAUCCUAUACAUUAUCCCAUAGGCGCCAAACCUGGGGUUUCAGGCUAGGCAGGCCUGCCGUGAAAUUUUUUCCUCUAAAUUAAUCAGUAAACAUUAAAACAAAAAUCGUUUUGAGAAAUUCGCAUCCAGCAAUUUCUGCCUUCCCUGCAGUUUCAAAACUUUGGCGCCUAUACAUUAUCUAUAUAUUCAAUAUAUGUAUUUAAAUUUUUGUCGCUGAUGCCCUCCUUAACGGUUUGGUGCUGAAGUCACGUGCAUGCUGUACCAUUGUGACGUCGAUACAUGUGACGUGUUUCUUUUUACAAUCAAGCCCGAAUGAUGUAAAUUAAAUAAACGGCAUUACCGUUGUAA
Molecule: messenger RNA, 3051 nt
Organism: Ciona intestinalis (vase tunicate)
Lineage: Eukaryota; Metazoa; Chordata; Ascidiacea; Phlebobranchia; Cionidae
Source: RefSeq, a predicted model, not a curated record